Microtus oregoni (creeping vole) is the source of this 3275-nucleotide messenger RNA. It is a transcript of the gene Mrgpre, whose product is annotated as MAS related GPR family member E. Gene Ontology annotation, cellular component: membrane. The transcript is spliced from 2 exons. The record is from RefSeq and is a predicted model, not a curated record. Gene Ontology annotation, molecular function: G protein-coupled receptor activity. The coding region runs from base 195 to 1124 and encodes 309 amino acids. NCBI's taxonomy places the organism in Eukaryota, Metazoa, Chordata, Mammalia, Rodentia, Cricetidae. Gene Ontology annotation, biological process: G protein-coupled receptor signaling pathway.
GCCAGCCGGCUGACGCUGAGUCGGAGUGCCCGCCUGCAGCUUGGUAGCUCCAGCAGCGGCCAGAGCCUUGGUCUGGCCAGGACAGUUCCCUCCAAGGCCCAGGGUGGAGCAGGGAGGACCAGAACGGGGUGUCCGGAGAGAGAAAACGCAACACAGACUUCUGCAGGCUCUGCUGUGGUUACCUUCGCUCCACAAUGUCACUGAGAGUGCACACACAGUUUCCCAGAACCCAGGAGGACAUGGCGUUCAACCUGACCAUCCUGGUCCUCACCGAGCUCCUAAGUCUGGGUGGGCUGCUGGGCAACGGGGUGGCCCUUUGGCUGCUCAACCAGAACGUCUACAGGAAUCCCUUCUCCAUCUAUCUCUUGGAUGUGGCCUGUGCUGACCUCAUCUUCCUCUGUUGCCACAUGGUCACCAUCAUCCCCGAGCUGCUGCCGGACCAGCUGAACUUCCCGGAAUUCGUACACAUCAGCCUGCUCAUGCUGCGAUUCUUCUGCUACAUCGUGGGCCUGAGCCUCCUGGCGGCCAUCAGCACAGAGCAGUGCCUGGCCACUCUCUUCCCCGCCUGGUACCUGUGCCGCCGUCCACGGUACCUGACCACCUGUGUGUGCGCACUCAUCUGGGUGCUCUGCCUGCUGCUGGACCUGCUGCUGAGCGGGGCCUGCACCCAGUUCUUUGGCGCACCCAGCUACCACCUGUGUGGGAUGCUGUGGCUGGUGGUGGCAGUUCUCCUGACUGCCUUGUGCUGCGCCAUGUGUGUGACCAGCCUGAUCCUGUUGCUGCGAGUGGAGUGUGGUCCAGAGAGGCACCAGCCCCGGGGCUUCCCCACCCUAGUCUUGCUAGCUGUCCUCCUUUUCCUCUUCUGUGGUCUGCCCUUUGGCAUUUUUUGGUUUUCCAAGAACCUGUUCUGGCACAUUCCCCUCUACUUCUACCACUUCAGCUUCUUCAUGGCGAGUGUGCACAGUGCGGCCAAGCCUGCUAUCUACUUUUUCUUGGGCAGCACACCUGGCCAAAGGCUGCAGGAACCCCUCCGGCUGGUGCUCCAGCGGGCACUGGGAGAUGAGGCUGAGCUGGGGGCUGUGAGAGAGGCUUCCCAAGGGGGACUUGUAGACAUGACUGUCUAAGCCCAGUGGAUCACAACUGCAGCUCCGACCCAAGGGGGCCAGGGGAACUGCCUGGUAUAGGUUAAGAGCUAGGAUCAGAGCUCCAUCAGUAAGACCCUGGAGGGACAUCUUUGCUGAUGACCCAGCUGUGUGUGUCCUGGGAGGAUGCUGGGAAGGGGCAGACAGAGGGUGAUCUUUUUUGUGUGGAGGGCCUGGGAUUGUGCAUAUUAGGCAGAACUCCAGGGCCACCUCAUGACAGCUGCUUCCAUAGCCUCCCUUUCCCCACGGCUACAGCAAGAAGAGAUAGGCCAGUCAUAGUGGUGGGCGCCUGUUCCUCCACUAUCAGCAUCCUCUUAGCUAUAGAGCGUGGAAUAAAUGAUGCUGAAAUUGGACGCUUGGUUAGGUAUGGGGGAAUAAGUGGCUUGGGAGUCCUCAGUGGUUGAACUACAGCAGAAGGCAUCCUCCUGACCCCACACCACAGCCAGAGAUCAAAGCCUGUCAGGGACCAAGCAGAACUGGCACAGGCCUGAUAUCCCAGCUGUCUGACAAGCUGCAGUAGGGGGAGCAGGGUUGUAAAACCAAGGCCUGCCUUGCUACAUCUAGUUUCAGGGAUCUGUCUUCCUCUUUUGGCUUCUGCAGUCAAUUCAUGCAUGUGGUACACACACACACACACACACACACACACACACACACUUGCACACAUGGGUACGUGCAGUGAAAACAGAGUUCAAGCUCAGCUUAAGCUAAAGGGGACCCAUCUCAAAAAGCAAAGCACAGAGGGGGAUGUGUAGGAGAGAGAGCACUGGAUGAUGCAAACCUCACCCAACACUUCAGAAAAGUUGGUGGUCCUGGCUCUCAAUCUCAAAGUGAAGCUCUCUGUGGCUAACAAGGCCCCUCUCAGCUCUGGACACACCCAAAGCACCUCUAUCUAGCAGGACAGAGCCCAGAGCUUCAGCGCCCAAACAGCUCCUGCCUCCUUCCCUGCCCCCACAUGCUACCUCUUUACCCCUAUCCCAUCCUGGACAGGAUCUACUUAGCAGGGUUCCUCUGAGGAAGCAGCCUGGCUGUACCCCACAACAGAUGAUUGAGCUCCUGCCUGGCCAGGGGCACAGAAAUGAAUGGAAGCCCACCAAUCCAGGGACAGGUGGCUGAGAGCCAGAGCUUGCCACCACCCAUGUCAUUGCACUAGUGCCACCCUUAUAUGGAACCCAGUCAGUUGGUUUACACACACACAGUGUUUGGAGUCGUGUCCAGAAAGUCCCGAGAGGAUUUUAUUACAUCAUCAACAAUUCAGGCCCACAUCCAUGAUGUGCUGACCUCCUUUGACAUCUGAGUGGGUGUAAUUCUGACUUGGACCAGGCCCACAGAUUGAGGGACAUUUGGUCUCUGUCAUGAUUAAACUUGUACCCGAGUCUGGACAAGGAUGGCAUCCUGGAACUGACGACUCUGUCUCCCCAUCCCACUCAGCUUGCGUUGGGUUGCAUCCUGUGGUAUGAUGUCUUCCCCUCAGAUGCUCUGGCAAGUCUAGAUGAAGGGAUCCCAGGAGGCCAGGAGCUUGCGGGGGCUGGUCCUCCUCUUCCAGAGAAACCCCUUCUAUCCCCCAUGAGGUCCUUCCCUGUCCACCUCCAGGACAGAAUUCUCAACCUCAGUUCUUCAGCUUGGGGAACAGAGAGCAUGAAAGGAAGUAGCCUGUCCACAAAUCCAGUUUUCAGCCUCUGGACACCCACUUCUCCCCGGGGGAAAAUCCAAGCCAGCCUUACAGGUGUCUCCCCAACUAUGCAUUAGCCCAGAGCCUGUCCAUGAUGCUGGAGGGCCCUUCUGCGGCCCUGAAGUCCAGAGAGUCCUGUGUCUGCUUGAGACAACCCUGAACAUGGAACAGACUCAGCCUGAUGCAGUACGGAGUCUGAGGGAGUCUCAGGGAAAUGUUUUUUGGUCAGGUUGACCUGUGAGCAUUUUCUUGAUAGCUAAUAGAUGAGGGUGGGCUCAGCCCACUGUGAGCAGUACCACCCCUAGGCGAGUGGGUCUGGGUUAUAGAGAAAGCUAACUAAGCAUGAGCCUAGGGGCACGUCGGUUCUUUAAGCCCCAUGCUUCCUACCUCAGGCCUGCUUGAGGUCCUGCCCUGACAGCCAGCACAGUGAUGGACUGUGACCUGGAAGUCUAAGCUGAAUAAAC